This is a messenger RNA of Vitrella brassicaformis, 2621 nucleotides long. Lineage: Eukaryota; Vitrellaceae. The record is from the annotation of a GenBank genome assembly.
CUCUUCUCUCUUGCUCACACAUUCUACAUACCAGAAUUGGUGCGUGACUUCGUGACGGAGUCACAGAAAAAUGGACAGCAACACGGCACAGCCAGCAGCCGGACAGACAGACAGGCAGACAGACAGGCAGGCAGCGAGCAUUUCGGCAUUCAUUCACCAGACUCACACACAGACGCACACCACUCCACGCAGCUGUCUGUCCGUCUGUGUGGCUCCAUCCAUCCAUCCGUCAGCCACGCGCACAGGGCGACAACUAGACGUACACUCAGAGACGACAAGACACACGCAUCCAGCCGCUCCCCCCACCCCCUCCCCUCCAUGGAAAAGGAAAAAAUACAGUGUCGAAACAAACACACAGCCCGACGACACACAAGAGAAAAACAUGGUCCUUCCGGCCAUCAGGGGACCUUCAUCACUCCUCAACUCAACUUUUCCUGUUCAAUCACUCCCUGUCUUGGUGUGGCGUGUGUGUGGCGGGUGUGGGCGGGGCGGGGGCGGCAGCAGGCUUCUUGUGGAAGCGCCUGAACUGAGGUGGCAGCUUGGAGACGAUCCCCGUGCCGCCAGAGUGGGAGUCGUUGUCAUCGUUGUCAUCCUCCUGCCGCUGCUGCUGAGUGGAGUUGUGCAUGGCCUCCUUGGUGUACGUCCUCUCGGGCGUGGCUGUGGGAGUGGGUGAGGGUGUGUCCUCAGGGGCACUGCUGGUGACGCUGGCAGCAGCAUCGCGUCGCGACGCCCUCUCCAGCACACGACUAACAUACCCAGGAGCCAUGCCAUCGUACUGCACCAACUCUGAUGAGACAAACAGAAAGCACACCAAGGUAUCAGCAACAUCCCCCCUAUCACCUGCUUCUGAUAGUGUUCGUUCCGUACCUUCUCCGUCCAGCAGAGCGGUCAGCGGAUGUACAGCGCCGCCCUCUCCGGCAGGCACCUCCUCAACUGCACUACCGGUGUCGGCGGCCGGCUGUGGCUGUGGGUCAGUUGGUGUGGGGAAAUUGAGGACAGGGUUGCCCUGGAGGACCCUGUUGACGUCGACCAGGGUCCAAGGCCCCGCUUGCUGCAUCUGCAUGUGUGUGACCAGCUCAUACAGGCUGGGGGAGCGGGACGGAGCCUGCGGACGAUCCACCUCACCGAACUGACUCCUAUACGACACACACAGACAACCAAGAGGCAGUGUGUUGUGAGGUUUGUGUGUGCUUUGCAUGGGCAGCUGGCCUUACGUGUCGGCCUUUUUGAGCGGCAUUUCGAAUCUGAGGACGUGCAGGUGGUGGCUGUGGUGGUUGGGGGGCACCUUGAUGGUCUCCUGCCUCCUGUCGUCGAAGUUCAUCUGGAACUUCUGCAACGUUCCCACGACAACGUCCAUCUGCACAACCGCGCCCUUACGCUGCACACCCUGCACACACACACACACACACAGACAGACAGACAGACAGACGACACAACAACCGAUGAGUGAUGGAUGUGAGGAGAAGAGGACAGGCGGGGCUGUGGUUCCCGCGUACAUCGAUGUGGUCGAAGGUGAUCGGUUUGUCGCCCGCCUUGCCGACGACAAACUGGCCCCACCAGGGCAGCAGCGUCUCGCCCUCACCCAACUGAUCGCCCCUGUGGGCACCUGCACACGCACACACAGACACAUGCGUGUGGAAGAGAACAGCCGUGCACCCUCCGCAGCUGCGGUGUUGAAUCAAUCGCUGAUCUACCGAGUAUGACUCUAAGGCUGUCGAGCUGCGCGUACUGCGGGCUGACAUCGAUGUUGACCUUGCACUUGGCGGCCUCCAACGCCUCCAUGGCCUUGCCCCAGUGCUCGAUCAGCCGGCCGUCGCACACGUCCUCCAACUCUCGCAAACCGUCACGGCCUUCAGAAAGCUGCACUCACCCAACAGGCAACCGAACACUGAGUGGCAAUGCCCACUGCGUCCUCUACCUCUGUCUGUCUGUUUGUCUGUCUGUCUUUAUGUGUUGUCAGUUGAUGCGAUGCCUCCCACUCACCUUUUCGGCGACGAACUGGAGUGCCUGGACGGCUCCCAUACCGCUCUCGCGGAAGAACUCACGGCGGCCAAAGAACUCACGACACCCAAGGCCAAGCAUCAAGCGCGCAACCUGACAGACAGACAAUGGAAUGCAAUGCGCACAGAGAGACAGAGCACAAAGUGACUCACUCGUGCACUCAACCCACCCCACACAGCUCCCUCACGGCACGGCAGCCGCUUCGCUUACAAAUGAGUUUUGCCGCCUGACAUAGCUCAUGGGAUAGUACUUCUGCGAAACACCGGCCAGAGGCAAACCGCCGACGAGGGCCGAGAGAUCGACUCGGUUGUCCUCGGCUGCCUUCACCCCGCCCUCCCCGACGGCCUCGACAUUCUUCGGACUGUGCGUGGUGUCGGCAUCGCUCUGCGACGGUGUGCUGAAGGCGCGUUCAGCCCUCCUGCCCACGAGAGUGGUGAUCCUAGUCACCACAGGCGCCAGGCUCUGCGCCGAGGUCGGACGGAUGCCUCGGGAGGCGACACGAAGGGCGCGACUGUGCAUUGCUGGCUGGUGCCAAAGGAAGGAGCUGAUUCAGGGCUGGUGGUACAGGGCACGUGCUUCAGUGGCUGGGAUUUGACGAGCUGCAGUGGGUCGUAUCAGAC